AUGGACAGACAGGAAGGUGACGACCAUGCGGCGCAGGAGGAGCAGCACGUCGGCGAGCACGCGGUAGAGGAGCUGGAUGCCUUAGCCGUGUCCACAGAGAGCCUCCUGGCCGCCUCGGACGACGUCGAGGAAGAGGAAGCUCACGGGGGCACGCAGUCCUCGCACCGGCUGCUAGCCUACAGCGACGCGCUGCUCUCCAUCAUCGCCACCGUCAUGAUUCUUCCCGUGGCCCACACCAAGAUGGAGGUCGACGAGGAGCUAGAUGACAACCUUCAGCUUCUGCUGGGCACCAAGGUGGCCGUCUAUCUGAUGACCUUCCUCAUCGUCACUGUGGCCUGGGCGGCGCACAUCAGGUUAUUCCAGGUGAUCGUGCGCAUCGACGACACUCUCGCCUUGCUUAACCUUGCGUGCAUGAUGCUGAUCACCUUGCUGCCGUACACGUUUUCGCUGAUGGCCAACUUUCCAGCGCACGUUCUGGGAAUUCUUCUGUUCUGCGGCUGUGUGAUGGUCAUCGGUCUCAUUCAGUCGGUGAUUGUGUUGUACGCCUUCGGCCGUCCAUUCCUGCUCCAGCAUCAGAUCCGAUCAUGUGAGGAUCGCUCCGUGUACAGACAUCACAUCCUCAAAGUCCUGCUGAGGGUUCCUGUCAUGUGCCUCCUGGCUGCAGUUUGCUCCUUCUUCUGCUACCAGCUGUCGUACGUGUUGCUGGCUCUGGUCAUCUUCCUUCCAUACAUCUCCCAGGCCAUCCUGUGGUGUCGAGACAAACUCCUCGGUCCUGCGCAGGAGGAUCCGGAACAGGUUAUGUUCUCCACCUUCCUACCCAGCGAAGCCCUAAGUAAAGAACGCGUGGAGGCCUUCAGCGACGGUGUCUAUGCCAUUGUGGCCACGCUGCUCAUCCUGGACAUUUGCGAGGACAACGUCCCCGAGCCGGCCGCCGUGCAGCAGCGCUUCAACGGCAGCCUGGUGGCGGCGCUGCGUUCGUACGGGUCGGUGUACCUGGCCUACCUGGGCUCCUUCGCCACGGUGGGCCUGCUGUGGUUCGCGCACCACUCGCUCUUCCUGCAGGUGUCUCGGGCCACGCGCGCCAUGGGCCUGCUCAACACGCUGUCCCUGGCCUUCGUCGGCGGCCUGCCGCUGGCCUUCCGGCUCACCCACGAGCUGCCGCUGGCCGAGCUGCGCGCCGAGCGCCGCGCCGUGCAGGCCAGCUGCGUCCUGGUCUUCGGCGCCGGCGUGUUCCAGCUGGCCACCUGGGUGGCGGCGCUUCAGGGCGGCGGGCGGCGGACGCUGCGGCCGGCCGUGCGCUACGGUGGGCCCGAGCACGUUUUCAUGCUGGCCAAGCUGGCGCUGUACCCGGCCGUGGCGCUGGCCGCCUUCCUGCUCACGUGCGUGCUGAGCCGCUUCAGCGUCACCAUCUUCCACCUCAUGGAGAUCGCCACGCCGCUCGCGUUCCUGCUACUCCGGUUGAUGGUGAGAUUUGCCUCGGCCCUCCUCCGACACCUGUUUUGGCCGCAAAGCGGACAACCGGACAACGGCGAAGAAAACGUCCAAUCGAGGGUGCCGUUUAAUCCGCCGGUAAUCCAGUGACACGUUCCGUAGGCUUAAACCCGUGGCACCGCUAUGCACUGCUAGUACACUAAGCGGUAUUUGUAUUUAUGAAUUUAUGAAAACAUUUAAACGUCUAGGAAAGCAUAAGGUGGAA
This is a messenger RNA of Hippocampus zosterae (dwarf seahorse), 1696 nucleotides long. It is a transcript of the gene tmem175, whose product is annotated as transmembrane protein 175. The transcript has 10 exons. The record is from RefSeq and is a predicted model, not a curated record. The coding region runs from base 1 to 1581 and encodes 526 amino acids. Gene Ontology annotation, molecular function: proton channel activity; potassium ion leak channel activity. NCBI's taxonomy places the organism in Eukaryota, Metazoa, Chordata, Actinopteri, Syngnathiformes, Syngnathidae. Gene Ontology annotation, cellular component: lysosome; endosome.